AUGGACUCAUUAUCACAGCAACGAUUAUCGGCAAUUCUCUCAGCUUCAUACUCAGACGCAGAGAUACGCAAUGCCUUGCAAGUCCUCGACUCCCGCUUUACCGAAAACUCCCCCGACUCUCGACGACAGCUCCGGGUAGAUAUCCAAGCGGAAGUGAUUCAGAGUAACGCGCAUAUCGUUCGAGAAUUUUCCAAAAUCUCCGAGCAAUUGAAGCUUGUGGGUCACACGUUGGACGAUAUGAACAAUAUAGUAUCUUCUCUGAAAGCACAUGUCACAACUGCUAGCUCAGAGACAACUCAUAUACUCGAGGAGUCGUCCCAGUUACUUGCUCAAAAGAAGAAGACGGAAACUAAGGAAGCUCUGCUAAAAGCUUUUGCGGAGCACUUUGUUGUCUCGGAGAGAGAUGUGGUCACCCUGACAAGCUCUGCAGAACCCGUCGAUGACCGAUUCUUUAGGAUUCUAAAUAGAGUAAAAAAGAUACAUGGAGAUUGCGAAGUUCUGCUUGCCAGUGAGAAUCAGAAAGCUGGCCUAGAGAUAAUGGACCAAAUGACCGGUCAUCUGCAAGGAGCUUUCCAGAAGCUGUAUCGGUGGACACAGCGAGAAUUAAAGCAUCUUUCUCUCGAGAACCCGCAGAUUAAUGCAGGGAUAAGGCGGGCGUUAAGGGUUCUGGCCGAGAGGCCUACUCUAUUUCAGAGCUGUUUGGACUUCUUCGCUGAAGCCCGGCAAAAGAGCUUUACGCCCAUGACCCCUUGA
This is a messenger RNA of Tuber melanosporum (Perigord truffle), 753 nucleotides long. RefSeq lists its product as uncharacterized. The transcript has 5 exons. The coding region runs from base 1 to 753 and encodes 250 amino acids. Gene Ontology annotation, biological process: intra-Golgi vesicle-mediated transport. The record is from RefSeq and is a predicted model, not a curated record. Gene Ontology annotation, cellular component: COG complex. NCBI's taxonomy places the organism in Eukaryota, Fungi, Ascomycota, Pezizomycetes, Pezizales, Tuberaceae.